This is a messenger RNA of Phytomonas sp. Hart1, 357 nucleotides long. NCBI's taxonomy places the organism in Eukaryota, Euglenozoa, Kinetoplastea, Trypanosomatida, Trypanosomatidae. The record is from the annotation of a GenBank genome assembly.
AUGCCUUGCAUCUUUUUCAAGAUUUCAUUCUCAUAUUCACUAAAGCGUAUUUUCCGUACUUUGUUAUCAUUAAUAGCCUGUAGAAGGCGUUGCCGAACGGUUUGUACCGACCCAACAGCACCUGUCGAUGAAUUUGAUCUGUUAAGAAACCCUUCUUGUACCUCCGUUGGAUCGAAUGCCACCAACAAGGACUUUGCUUCCCCAGUGGAUAGGCUACGCGGUUGGACGAUAGAGCCCUCCACAGCAAUAACUGAGCAAGAGGAGGAAUCAGAGUUGCUUUCAUCUUCCAUCCACGGUGGUUUGUGUGAUCUUUCAUCACUGGAAACAAUUGUUGGGACGUUGCGGUUUAUGUCGUGA